UCGGCUCGCAUUUAAGGGAGGCUCAGCAAAAGUUACACAGAAACGGUUAUACACAACCGUUCGAUCUUUUUUUUUCAGAUUGUAAAACGAAAUCUGACUAUAAACUAAAAUAUAAAUCGUAACCAUUAUCUUUUGGAAAGUUAGUUAGACCCUGUUAAGAGUAACUUAAGCCUGUUCUGGUGAGAUAAGAUAAAGUAUAACAAACAAUAUGGGAAUUUUAGGUUGGGGAUUUAGAGCUACCCUUAAAGUUCAUCAAUCAGAUGAUGAAAAAUCAAUCCAAUUGAAGACGAAAGAUCAUGAAAGUUUAACCUUCAGUCAAUUCAUAAAGAAUAAUUUACCCAUUGUUGACCCAUCUAAGAAACUUUGGUUAAGUCCAUGGUUGUUCAAUGGGGCUUUACAAACUUUAUAUUAUACUAGUGCUGAUACUUCCAAGAAAUUUUUAAUUUAUUAUGGAAGAGAAUUAUUCACUUAUAAAGAUGGAGGUAUUUGUUCAUUGGAUUGGGUUAUCCCCCCUCCUGAAGAUAAAGAAGAAUUCAAACGUAUCUAUAAAGAAACUUUACCUGAGGGAUUCCCUCGAUUACAUCCUAGAACCAGAUAUUUCACCAAGGAUGAAUUAGAAAGUAAACAAGCAAUUAAUCAAGAUCAAGAUUCAACCAAACCUAUUGUGGUGAUUGUUCAUGGAUUAGCCGGUGGUAGUCAUGAACCAUUGAUUCGUAAUUUAGCUGAAUCAAUUCAUGAUAAGACUAGUGGUGGAUGGGAUACUAUGGUGAUAAAUUCAAGAGGUUGUUGUAGAACUAAAAUCACUACUGAAAAGUUAUUUUCAGCAUUAUCUAUUGGAGAUGUUAAAGAAGUUUUAGUUGAAAUUAAGAAAAGAUAUCCUACUAGACCAAUCUAUGCAGUUGGGUUUUCAUUUGGAUGUGUUUUAUUGGCUAAUUUAAUGGGUUCAACUGAAAAGGAAGAAAGUGAUGAUGAUUUAAUUAAAGCAUGUUCUUUAAUUGGAUGUCCUUGGGAUUUAGUUGAUAGUGGACAUCAUUUAGAAAGUAGUUGGUCUGGGGCUUACUUAUUCAGUCCUGCUUUAUCUCAAUUUUUAGGUAAAAUUGUGAAGAACAAUUAUAAAGAUUUGAAUAGUCAUAAUUCGUCAUUAUUUAAUGAAGAUUCACUUAAGCAAUGUCUUGCUAUUAAGAAACUUUAUCAAUUUGAUGAUUUAUUUACAUGUAAGACUAUUGGAUUAGCUAAUGCCUUUGAAUAUUAUAAAGCUGGUUCACCAAAACAAAGAAUGGGAAAUAUUAAAACACCAACUUUAAUAGUCAAUGCAACUGAUGAUCCAGCAGUUGGAAUCAAAUUACCAAUCAAGGAAGUAGAAGCCAAUCCAUAUUUGGCAAUGGUUGAAAGUGAUUUAGGUGGUCAUUUAGGUUUUGUUCAAUCUUCAGGUAAAUUCUGGUGUGUGGAAGUAGUUGAACAAUUCUUUGCCAACUUUGAUACAAUCGUUCAAUAGAUACGAGAGACUGUGUGUGCCAAAGUGAGAAGAUUAGAUCGGAGUUAGAGUUAUAGAUAUUAAUAGACUUAUGUAUAUAUGUUUACACAUUGAGUUGAAGACCCUUAUAUAAUAAAUAUAAAAUUAUGAUUUACCAGAAACAAGUAAUCUUCCCGAACUCACCGCUAAACCUUUCAAUUAGUCAGUAAAUACCUUAUCUGCCUUCCUAUCCUUCCAUAUCUUCAAUGAAAGGUCGAGGCAGGACUAUCUGGAUAAAUCGUCCCUAAAUAAAGGUCACCUCUAUUGUGGUAGGGCUGAAACAGGCCAUUUUUUGCGCAAAAUCAUGAUACUUUUUUUUAAGCUUCGGCAUUUCGGUACCGAAAUAUUUUUUCUGCUCUGUUGCAUUGUUAAGCAGCCAAAAAGGUCAGCAGCAGCUGAUUCACAGUCAUCUUUAAAGUGGUUUACCUUCUUCAUAUAAUUACGAAAGAACAGCUGGUGGGAUUAAACUGU
Scheffersomyces coipomensis is the source of this 1984-nucleotide messenger RNA. It is a transcript of the gene EHT1, whose product is annotated as medium-chain fatty acid ethyl ester synthase/esterase. The transcript has a single exon. Gene Ontology annotation, biological process: medium-chain fatty acid biosynthetic process; medium-chain fatty acid catabolic process. The record is from RefSeq and is a predicted model, not a curated record. Gene Ontology annotation, molecular function: monoacylglycerol lipase activity; acetylesterase activity. NCBI's taxonomy places the organism in Eukaryota, Fungi, Ascomycota, Pichiomycetes, Serinales, Debaryomycetaceae. Bases 209 to 1495 code for a protein of 428 amino acids.